Molecule: messenger RNA, 1158 nt
Organism: Phragmites australis (common reed)
Lineage: Eukaryota; Viridiplantae; Streptophyta; Magnoliopsida; Poales; Poaceae
Product: non-specific lipid transfer protein GPI-anchored 2-like
Exons: 3
Coding region: 360-941 (193 amino acids)
Source: RefSeq, a predicted model, not a curated record
CUGGAUUUCACUGGCUCCGCAAAAUCGUCGCUCAUGUGUUGGAUGGAAAUCGAUUGUUCAGUAAAUUGCGGCUCCGCCGACUACACUCUCGGAACCUACUGGAUGCUAGUAACCGGUAGUUAGCUAAACUGAAGAGAGGCUACAACGCCACAAGCCCACAGGCGCAGCUCGAUCGAGCCCUGUUUGGUACACAAAACUCGACACCCCAGCCACAACUCACGCUGCUGCAAAUCGCACACCGUAUAUAAAACACACGCACCAGUAGGGGUACUUCUCAGCAAGCACCAGAAGCACAAGCAUCAGCCAAGAAACUAAGCAGCAUAUAGCUAGUAGCACCACCAGCUCCUCGGCUACUUUCCAUGGCAAUGCUGCGGCUGCCUUUGGUGUUUGCGGCGGCGGCACUGGCCGUGGCGCUCGCGCUGGGUAUGGCGGCGGCGCAGGGACCGGCCGCGGCCCCAGGGCCGGCGCCCGGGAUCAGCCCGGAGUGCAUGAACGCGGUGUUCAACAUGUCGGACUGCCUGACGUACGUGACGGCCGGGAGCACGGCGCGGCAGCCCGACAAGCCGUGCUGCCCGGAGCUGGCGGGCCUGCUGGAGUCCCACCCCGUCUGCCUCUGCCAGCUGCUGGCCGGCGGCGCCGAGUCGUACGGCGUCAGCGUCGACUACAAGCGUGCGCUCGCGCUCCCGGGUAUCUGCCGCCUCAACGCGCCGCCCGUCGGCGCAUGCGCAGUUUUUGGAGUCCCUGUCCCCAUGGGUAUGGUGCCUUCUGCAGCGCCUAUGUCAGGCCUAUCUCCAUCAUCUAAUGGCCCAGAAGUGCCUGCGAACACGCCGUCCGGCUCGGCGAAGUCGUCUAACCACGCCCCCGGCCGCUUCACCGCCGGCGGCCUCGUCGCCCUCGUCGCGCUGCCCCUCGCCGUCACGGCCGCCGCCGGGAUGUUCUAGGUCGCCGGCCAGAGUUCUAUUUGGGAGUGGAGCGGCGAUCUCGAGGUUUAGCCUGAUGAUUCUUCUUCAUUCUUACCGCAUAUAUUGUUGUGCAUUAUGUAUGAUACGCACAAUUCCACGCAUGAGAUUCUUCCAAGUCUGUUUCUCGUAAUAAUCCCUUCGGUGUAAUCUUGCUAGAGACCGUGACGUUAUGUACGUAGCACUAGUCUUUUCAUCA